AUGUCGAACAUCUUCGAAGCAGGGAGCACAGAGGAGCGUGGCGAGAAUGCCCGUUUGAGCGCCUUCGUCGGAGCUAUCGCCAUUGGAGACUUGGUGAAGUCUACGCUGGGUCCCAAGGGACAGGACAAGAUCCUCCAGAGUGCAUCAACCGGCGAGAUUAUGGUGACAAACGACGGUGCGACUAUUCUCAAGAGCGUGGCACUAGACAAUGCAGCGGCAAAGGUACUGGUCAACAUCUCAAAAGUACAGGACGAUGAAGUUGGAGACGGCACAACAAGUGUAGCAGUUUUGGCUGCAGAGUUGCUGCGCGAGGCAGAAAUUCUGGUCAACCAGAAGAUCCACCCACAGACCAUCAUUGAGGGCUACCGGAUAGCAAGCGUUGCCGCGCUCAAGGCAUUGGAGGAGAGCGCAGUGGACCACAGUCAGGAUCUCGAGGCUUUCAGAAGAGACCUGAUUGCUAUUUCCCGGACAACGCUCAGCUCAAAGGUUCUGGCGCAGGACAGAGAUCAGUUCUCGGAGCUCGCUGUGGACGCUGUCCUCCGUAUGCGUGGCUCAACCGACCUCACACACAUUCAGAUCAUCAAGAAGGCAGGUGGAAAGCUAUCAGACUCCUACCUUGACUCUGGCUUCAUCCUGGACAAGAAGUUUGGCACUGGUCAACCCAAGCGCAUUGAGAAUGCGAAGAUUCUGGUCGCAAAUACAUCAAUGGACACGGACAAGGUCAAGAUUUUUGGUGCGAGAGUCAAGGUGGAGAGCACAGGAAAGCUGGCAGAGCUGGAGAAGGCCGAGCGUGAGAAGAUGAAGGCCAAGGUCGAGAAGAUCAAGUCGCAUGGAAUCAACUGUUUCGUCAACCGACAACUCAUCUACAACUGGCCCGAGCAACUCUUCUCUGAUGCUGGAAUCUCCUCGAUCGAGCACGCAGACUUCGAUGGUGUGGAGAGAUUGGCACUGGUCACCGGCGCGGAGAUUACCAGCACGUUCGACCACCCCGAGCAUGUUAAGCUUGGCCACUGUGAUCUCAUCGAGGAAGUCAUCAUUGGUGAGGACAACCUCAUCCGAUUCUCUGGCGUYGCGGCUGGACGUGCUUGCACCAUCGUUCUUCGUGGCUCCUCAGAGCAGCUCCUUGAUGAAGCCGAGCGUAGCUUGCACGACGCCCUCGCCGUUCUGUCACAGACCGUUAAGCAGCCCAAGACCACACUCGGCGGUGGCUGCGCAGAGAUGCUGAUGUCCAAGGCUGUCGAUCAAGCUGCACAGAACGUGGCAGGCAAGAAAGCACUUGCGGUCGAUAGCUUCGCCAAGGCUCUCCGCCAGCUUCCUACCAUUCUUGCGGACAACGCAGGUCUCGAUUCCGCGGAUCUAGUUGCGCGGUUACGGAAGAGCCAUUACUCCGGCAUGUCAUCAAGCGGGCUGGACUUGAUGCGCCCAGGAGGUGGUAUUGCGGACAUGCGGCAGUUGGGUGUCAUUGAGGCUCACAAGCUUAAGAAGGCAGUUGUUAGCAGUGCCAGCGAGGCGGCGGAGCUUUUGUUGCGGGUGGAUAACAUCAUUCGCGCGGCUCCCAGAGCGCGGGAGAGGAUGUGA
Ramularia collo-cygni is the source of this 1578-nucleotide messenger RNA. RefSeq names its product probable CCT2-chaperonin of the TCP1 ring complex, cytosolic. Gene Ontology annotation, molecular function: ATP binding; ATP-dependent protein folding chaperone; ATP hydrolysis activity. The transcript has 3 exons. Gene Ontology annotation, cellular component: cytosol; chaperonin-containing T-complex. Bases 1 to 1578 code for a protein of 525 amino acids. The record is from RefSeq and is a predicted model, not a curated record. Lineage: Eukaryota; Fungi; Ascomycota; Dothideomycetes; Mycosphaerellales; Mycosphaerellaceae. Gene Ontology annotation, biological process: protein folding.